GGGGGGUAAAAAAACUGGAGGAAUGUAAGAUAUUAUUUUACAGGUUGGUUCUGUGAUGUAAUAUUCGACAAGAAGAUAAUAGCGUGAACGUUGACUGAAUUGGAGAAGAUUAUCCCAUCUCAUCAUUAAUCUGGAACAGACGAGGAGUGGAUGUUUUACAGAGAAAAGUGGCUCACUGGGGACAAAUAUCAGUGGAGUUGGAAGCCUCUGAGAGACACAGCAGAUGAAUGAGUAAAUGGUUUCAAUAGUAGACUCACCAAGAGACCACAGGUGAUGAAGAGGCUAGGGGAUGGUAUGCUGUUGGAUUCAUGCUGCAGGUGACCCUGGUAGACAAGUUGUGUGGUACUACUGCCCUGUCCACAGGCUCAAAAGGAUUGCUCAUCAACAAUUGAGGCACCACAUUUGCUGUGAUUUAUAAUGAAUAAGGAUAAUGUCAUUCACAGCUGGCCAGCUUCUUAUUAUAUGAAGAAUGAGAAGCGAUGGACUUCGGGUGUUUUGUCCUUGACUUUGAAAUCAUUGAUGUUCCAAACAAGCAAAGAUGGGCAAAAUCUGUUCACAAUCAGGCUUUCCAACAUCAUUGACCUAAAGAAGGAAUCUUCCAGCUUUAUUUUUAGCUCUCUUACUGUUCUGGAUGAAGGAAACAUCAAGCAUUGGUUUAGUUCCUUACAGCCAAGUAGAUGUGUGGUGUUCAAUGUAAUUGAGCACUUUUGGAGAGAGCAGCUACUUCCACCUGAAGGUGAAUCAACAGCUUCUGUGCCUGGGCCAAGCAAAGGGAAGCAAUUGAUUGGUCUUAUGUGUAACUCUCAGAAAAGAUUGGAAGACACUGGCAAAAUACUGGACCAACAGAAGGAACAGUUUAAUAACAUCAUGGUGGGAUUAGACAAAAUCGAGUCUGAUUUACAUGUAGCAGACAGAUUUCUGUCAGAGUUGGAGACUCCUGCCUGGUGGCCUUUUGGUAAAUUUCCUUGGAGAAAUCAGAAGAAUGCUAAAGCCCAACAAGAACCAGCUGCUACAUCUACUACUUGCAUUACAGAAAAGGCUUUAGGAAACCAAAACAUUAUUAUUAAAAUCCCAAUUUUAUACUCAAAAGGUGAAGAUUCUAAUCCUAAACCAGGAAGUCUAGUAGUUCUUCUGUCAUAUUUGGAGAUAACUGACUCCAGCUUUCAGCUUGUACACCAAUAUCGAAGAGAGGAAAUAGAUGAUAUUCGGAUUUAUAGCCCCUAUGAACUUUCUCUCAGGCAGAGAUUCAUUGGAAAGCCAGAUAUCACAUACAGACUGCUGUCUGCAAAGAUGCCAGAAGCAUUUUCUGUUCUUGAGAUGCAAUAUAAAAAAAAACUACAGUUUAUGCCCGAUUAUUUUACUUUUACAAUUCCACUAGAGAAUUCGCCAUAUGGUAAAGAAGACAAAGUUUGGUGUUCAGAGUCUGGAUGUAUUGACCACAUUAGACAGACAGAGCCCCUGCCAGAAGAAGAGAACCAGGAGCAGAUACAAGCACAAGAAAUUCUUGUUACUGAUUCUGAAGCCCAGGAGCUGAAACAAGUACUAAUGAAAUUAAAAAACCUUGCCUUGGAAGCAAAGACAGAGCUGGAGUGCCAGGAUGAAACUUUGGAUGCCAUUACGUCUGCCACAGAGAGGGCAACCACACACAUUGAGAAACAUAACCGGCGUAUGAAGAAACUGAUGUAGACUUGUACACCAAAAUCAGUACCGUCUGUGUUUGGGGAAGAAUCUUUUAACAUUAUAAUUAAUUACCUGUCUUACUUUUCUGUCAUUUAAGUUAAAAUAUUAUUUGCAUGUGCCUUAUAGUGAAUGUCAGUAUACAUAAUUCUCAUAUAUGAAUGAUUUUUGCCAGCAAAAAUAUAUCUUUCAGUGUUGAAAUUAUAUUAUUUCAGAUUAUAUAUGUAUGCAAAAAGUAAGAUGAUUCUGCAGAAAAUAUUAAUAGAAUAGAAAUUUUUACAGGAAGGAAAAAAACAGCUGAUAAAUAGUGUGUAGAUUAUUAAACACUGACAGUUUAGGAAUCGUUUUUAAUGUAAAGGUGCAAUUUGUUUACUUUGUUACAUUGCAAACCAUUAAAGAUUAUUUAUUUAUUUA
Erpetoichthys calabaricus (reedfish) is the source of this 2091-nucleotide messenger RNA. It is a transcript of the gene snap47, whose product is annotated as synaptosome associated protein 47. Gene Ontology annotation, cellular component: plasma membrane; SNARE complex. Gene Ontology annotation, molecular function: SNAP receptor activity; syntaxin binding. The coding region runs from base 418 to 1686 and encodes 422 amino acids. NCBI's taxonomy places the organism in Eukaryota, Metazoa, Chordata, Cladistia, Polypteriformes, Polypteridae. Gene Ontology annotation, biological process: exocytosis; synaptic vesicle priming; synaptic vesicle fusion to presynaptic active zone membrane. The record is from RefSeq and is a predicted model, not a curated record. The transcript has 6 exons.